Messenger RNA from Tilletiaria anomala UBC 951, 2045 nucleotides. Its product is annotated as Protoporphyrinogen oxidase. NCBI's taxonomy places the organism in Eukaryota, Fungi, Basidiomycota, Exobasidiomycetes, Georgefischeriales, Tilletiariaceae. Gene Ontology annotation, biological process: heme biosynthetic process. Gene Ontology annotation, molecular function: protoporphyrinogen oxidase activity, oxygen as acceptor. The transcript has 3 exons. The record is from RefSeq and is a predicted model, not a curated record. Bases 109 to 1983 code for a protein of 624 amino acids. Gene Ontology annotation, cellular component: mitochondrial inner membrane.
GGCUCAUGAACGCUUGAACCUCCUGUAUGGCGAGGCGACGUAUGUACGUGCUAUGAUCUCGGCUGCCAAGGGCAAAUUUUCGCGCUGUUGUCACACCGCUGAGGCAUCAUGAGCCGGUCGCCUCCCGAACUUGCGCUUGCAUUACGGCAGCUGCAUCCACGGCGCGGCUGGUUGACAGCUCAGUCAUGCCGUCUAAGAAGACACCUCUCAUGCAGCCAGCGGCUGCUCGCCAAGACGGAUACGAUUGUCGUCCUUGGUGGCGGUAUCUCGGGACUGGCAUCUGCGCUGCAUCUGUCGCGGUCUUUGCCGAAGGGCAAGAAAGUCAUCCUUGUGGAAAAAGAAAACCGACUGGGAGGAUGGAUCCAGUCUGAAAGGCGACGACUGACACCGCCAGCAGGCUCUACAGAGAUACAAGAAGAAGCGGUAUUGCUGGAAGGUGGGCCACGAAGCAUACGGCCGACUGGGUAUAGCGGUCUGGUCAUGUUAGACCUUGUGCGAUCACUUGGCAUCUGGGAUCGCAUGCUCCUCGUUCCCAAGACUGCCGCCUCCGCGCGUAACCGUUUCAUCUGGUACCCUGACCUCCUCAAUCAAUUGCCUUCCAGUCUAACCGCUUUGCCGAGCAUGUUCCGCCUGCCAGUGAUGAAAGGCGUGAUCGGCGAGUUGCUGCGGGAAUUCAACGCACCGUCCCGCUUCCAACGGCCCAAGUCUGAGUCGCCAGGCGAGAAGCACCGAUGGGCACGGAGAGAGCUGCUGGAAGACGAAUCUGUUGAAGGCUUCCUUACGCGGAGAGUGCGUGGUGGCACAAAGCUUGCGCACAACAUCGUCUCUGCCGUUAUGCACGGCAUCUACGCCGGCGACAUCCGUCGACUCAGCGUGCGGUCCAUCCUAGGCUUUCUUUGGGAGACCGAGAAAGUACAUGGAGGUCUCCUACGAAGGUUCUUGCUUCCGCCGAGACUCAACAGCAGGCAUCGGCCACCCGGUCCUGAGCAGAUCGCACUGAAAGCCCAGGAGCGAGAAGCGCUCGAAAGGGCGCAGGAGAAGCUUGGUAAACAGGUUGUCAACGAGAUGAAGCAGAUCAGCGUCUAUUCCUUCCCUGAAGGCAUGCAAGAGCUACCUCGAGCAAUAGGAGAGGCGCUUGGGGCUGCAGAAAAUGUUCAGGUCCUCACAAACACAUCUUGCUCUGCUUUGCGAAUCGCAGACGACGGAUGCGUGGCGGUCAAAACAUCUUCCGGUACCAUUGUCUGCGAUCGCGUAGUGUCCAGCCUUCCAGCAGCGACACUCAAUGCACUUUUGUCGCCUGCGCUCCCGGAGCAAUACUUGACAGGAGGAGCGUCUGCAAAUGUUGGGGUCGUCAACAUCGCCAUUCCAUCCUGGCUGCUGGGCGAUCGGAAGCGCCUGUUAAAAGUUGAAGGCUUCGGCUUCCUCGUCCCGCGUUCCGUGAAUGAAAACAAAGACGGCAUACUGGGCGUUGUAUUCGACAGCGACUCACUGCCGGCUCAGGACGUGCCGCUUGGUGGCAGCACGAGCGCAAGAACGCCAACAAAGCUAACGGUCAUGAUGGGCGGUGCGCACUGGCAAGAUUUACCACGCGAUCAGCUUCCAAGUCAAAAGGCGCUCAUAGAAGGCGCUAAAGCGGCUGUCGUGCGCUACCUAGAUGUGCCGCAUGAGAUGCUGGACGAUCCUUCGACGCUCAUAGUAGCACGCAUGCAGUCGGACUGCAUACCGUGGUACACUGUCGGGCACCCUGUGCGCAUGGCGAAGCUUCACCGCGCCAUUCUCGAUGGAUACCACGGCCAAGAGGCACCAUGGAAGGGCAGACUGGCGCUCGUAGGCGCUAGUUACACCGGUGUGAGCGUGAAUGAUUGCGUUGCGAGGGCCACCGAGACGGCGCAAAAGAUCGUUGAGGAAGAGACCAGAGGUGCUGGUUCCGAGCGCAAGACGACCGGGCUGGAAAUUUUGGCGCUGCCGUGCGGGCUGCUUUGAAGGCCUCAAAUAUUAAAAGAGUGCUGUUGUGUGAUGUAUGAUACACUUAAAGUCAAUGCGAG